Molecule: messenger RNA, 1123 nt
Organism: Aphanomyces astaci
Lineage: Eukaryota; Oomycota; Saprolegniomycetes; Saprolegniales; Verrucalvaceae
Exons: 1
Coding region: 40-1071 (343 amino acids)
Biological process (GO): sterol biosynthetic process
Molecular function (GO): iron ion binding; C-4 methylsterol oxidase activity
Source: RefSeq, a predicted model, not a curated record
GAAAAAGACACGUUUACGCUCACUUCGCUAUUCGACAUCAUGAGCCGCGUUCUGACUGUCGCUGGUGGCCUCGUGGUGCUGGCUGCUGCCGUUGCUGCUGUGUCCGCCGCGCUUAACCAGACUGCGGAUGCUGGCGCCCGUGUGUCCUGGGAAGAAGCGCUGGGUCGCAUCGACCGCCUCGAGUUCUUGUUGCCGUACUGGCAGUACAUGCUCGACAACUACUCAUCGUUCACAAUCAACACGGGUCUGACGUUUGCGUUGCACCAGAUCUGCUAUUUUGGCACGUGGGUGCCGUACCUGCUCCUCGACUUCUUCCCCAUCUUCCACAAGUACAAGAUCCAGCCCAAGCAAGACAACACUUGGCCUGGCACGUACAAGUGCCUCAAGCUGCUCGCGUUCAACCACGUGUUUGUGCAGCUGCCCAUGAUGGUCUCCAGCGACAACUCGCUCAAGAUGCUUGGGUUCGGCAUGGAAGCGCCGCUGCCGUCGCUUACCACGAUCGUGUGGCAAGUGCUCGUGUCGGCCGUGCUCGAAGACUUUUACAACUACUGGGCGCACCGAUUGUUGCACUGGAAGCGCAUCUACAAGUACAUCCACAAAGUGCACCACGAGUACGCCGCUCCGUUUGGCAUCACCGCCGAGUACGCGCACCCUGCGGAGACGCUGAUUUUGGGCAUCGGCACCUUCCUCGGCCCGUUCCUCCUCACGCGGCACCUCCUCACGCUGUGGGUGUGGAUGUGCGUCCGCGUCAUCCAGUCCGUGGACUCGCACUGUGGCUACGAGCUGCCGUGGUCCCCCACGCGGUUCCUGCCGUUCUGGGGCGGCGCUGUCCAUCACGACUACCACCACGAAAAGUUUGACGUCAACUAUGCAUCCUUCUUCACCGUGUGGGAUUAUGUGUUUGGCACGGACGGCGCUUUCCGCGAUGCGCAACAUGCCAAGGUGUUGGCAGGGACGUCCCAGUGGAGCGACAUCUUCACCAAGCUCGGCCUCGUCAAGUACAACACGGUGGGGGCGAAGAAGACGAACGCAGCUUCAUCCAAGACGACUGGCAAGGCCAAGGUGGCCUAGACCAGUUAUUUAAUGGAGAGUAAUGACGAUAGUACUGUAUAUAUUCAACGCG